Messenger RNA from Homarus americanus (American lobster), 1958 nucleotides. RefSeq names its product putative mediator of RNA polymerase II transcription subunit 26. The coding region runs from base 111 to 1703 and encodes 530 amino acids. The transcript is spliced from 2 exons. Gene Ontology annotation, cellular component: extracellular matrix. The record is from RefSeq and is a predicted model, not a curated record. NCBI's taxonomy places the organism in Eukaryota, Metazoa, Arthropoda, Malacostraca, Decapoda, Nephropidae.
CUAUCUCAAAAUAAGUCAUCUUACAUAUACUGUAUACUAUCUUACUGACAUUCUGUUUUGGGGGAACUAUCAGAAGUGUGUGUGUGUGUGUGGAGGAGCUCAGCUGGUAUAUGUUGCAGGUGGUGAUCGUGCUGCUGAGCGUCUCCCUGGUGCUGGCUGUGGCUUCGGCCCAACUGGAGGAGAAGAAGCCGGUGGAGGCGAAGGUGGAGGCGAUGGUGGAGGCGAAGGCGGAGACUAAGGCUGAGACGAAGGUGGAGGCAAAGGUGCAGGCCUCGGAGGAUGAGGACCUGGUCGGGGAGGAGUCACAAGUGGUGGUAGCUACACAGAAGCCAGCAGAAAGUCGACAGGUAGAAUCCCGGGUGACGGAGGGACAGCUGUCUUCUGGCCCCGACGAUGCCGACAUCAGCUUCCAUCUGGACUCUCGUGGGGGCGUGGCUACCUUCCAGGGGGCGUUACCCAGGGAGGAGUUGUUAGAGACCCAUGAUCAACUCACCGCCGCCUUCGACAACGCUGCCGAUGAAGCUCGCCAGGCGCACACUGCUACCGGCGUGGAGACCAGCGUGUACUCCUACACACCAUACCACUGGGCCUAUGAGGUGAGGGCGCCGUCGACAGGUGACCACAAGAGCCAGGUGGAGCACAGGGAGGUGGACGGUGUGGUGAGAGGCAGGUACUCUGUGGUCGAGCCCGAUGGUUCCCUCAGAAUCGUCAGCUACAUGGCCCACCCCGACGACGGCUUCAAGGCUACAGUCCAAACACAACCCAACUUCCAGCAACCCAUCCAGGUGCAGGUGUACAGCGGCGACCAGUCCCAACAGCAGCAGAGGUUCAGUAGUUUGAAGCAGCAGGGACAACAGCAGCAGAGGUUUAGCAGCAACCUGGAACAGCAAGAGCAGAGGUUCGGAAAUCAACAACAGAGAUUCAGCAGUCUGGACCAGCAACAGCAGCAACAGAGGUUCAGCAGCCUGGGACAACAACAGCAGCAGCGUUUCAGUGGUCAGCAGAGAACCCAGUUUAACGAGCAGUCCCAACAGCAGUACAGCCAACGUCAACAACAAUACAACAGCGAGCAACAACAACGGUACAACAACAACGAACAACAACAACGGUACAACAACAACGAACAACAACAGUACAAAAACCAACAAGAACGACGGUAUGUAGCCCAGAAUCAACAGUUCAACAGUCAACAACAACAACACGCUGGGGCACAACUGUUCAACGCCCGCCAACAGCAACAACGUCAACAGUACACGACCCAACAACAGCAGGAGCAGGUCGGCGGCGUCCAGCGAACACAGUACAACAUUCAGCAGCAGCAACAACCGCUGACUAACCAACAACUCCAGCAGCUCCAUUUCGGGAACCAGCAACAGGUCAGCAGCCAGCAGCAAACACAGUACAGCACCCCGCAACAGCAGCAACUCAAAGCCAGGGAACAGCAACAACAAUACAGCCGCAGGCAGCAGGCACAGUACGGCAUCCAGCAACAGCAGGAGAGACAGGAACAGCAGCAGAUCACUGGGCGCCUCGGGACCACCUCCUUCAGCAGCAACACUCAGGCCAACCAAUUACAGCCCGGCAGCGUCGUUGUCACACCCUUGACCAACACACAGUACCAGGCGUCACAAGACCAGCUGAGGAAUCAGGCCGAGUAUGCAGUGCUACCCAUCGUUCUUCGUCGUGUCAGGAAGGCGGAUUAAAACUUCCCCCUCUCGUCCUUGACUAGAUGCUGAAGAAGUGAACACGGGAUGGAAGGAACCUAAAGGCGGGAGUCAUCAUCGCGCGUUCACCAGCGAUGCAUCACUACUGUAACUUUCCACUUCAGUCUCUUACCUGUGUGAGAGGGGGAAAGUAGCACCUGGUGAUACGCUUCGACUGAUCAUAACCCGCCAGGUAGUUGGUUUAGAGACAUGUAAUGCAAGAGAUGAAAAACAAUAAAAAUAACGUUGUAUGAA